AGCGUCGCUGUACAGAAACUACCUACCGAUAGACUUGUCAUCAUGACUUACUUAUCAAAAUUAAUUGAUGAAAAACGACAAAUUCUGGUAGAAUGAGCGACAAACCGAAAACGAUUAUCCAUGCCCCUAUAGAUGUGUAUGACGAAGAAUUCCACAAUAAUUUAAAACUCGCCAAGAGUCUCAUAAACCAGCUGGGAUCCAAAGGAGAUAAGCAAAUAUGUAAAAAAUGGAUUUCAAAAUUGGUGAAAAUGAAGUCUGACAAUCCUGUAGUUAAAAAAAAUAGAAACUCAUUUUUCAAAUAUAUGCUGUCAGUAAUGGAAAAGGCGAUUAAAGACUCUGCAUACACAAUUGGAACUGACGCGAAUCAAGCAAUUGAGGAUAACCACUUUAUGUGCAAAUGGUCAAAUGACAAAAAAACAUACAUUGCCGCAAAACCUCUCCCUGGGCUAGGAACGUUAGUAUACAUGGCAGUAUCAAAAGAUCCAUCAUUGGGUUGGGACCAUCCUUAGAUAAAUUCCACAAACCUUAUCGUAAAAAUAAAUAAUUGCCUUUACCGA
Molecule: messenger RNA, 557 nt
Organism: Dendroctonus ponderosae (mountain pine beetle)
Lineage: Eukaryota; Metazoa; Arthropoda; Insecta; Coleoptera; Curculionidae
Exons: 3
Coding region: 93-509 (138 amino acids)
Source: RefSeq, a predicted model, not a curated record